Messenger RNA from Bolinopsis microptera, 3897 nucleotides. RefSeq names its product SCL-interrupting locus protein homolog. The record is from RefSeq and is a predicted model, not a curated record. The coding region runs from base 21 to 2999 and encodes 992 amino acids. NCBI's taxonomy places the organism in Eukaryota, Metazoa, Ctenophora, Tentaculata, Lobata, Bolinopsidae. The transcript has 14 exons. Gene Ontology annotation, biological process: smoothened signaling pathway; centrosome duplication; protein localization to centrosome. Gene Ontology annotation, cellular component: centrosome; centriole.
ACAAACUAACUUUUUAGGAUAUGGGGGUCUCUGAUUUCCCCUCCUCAAGGAUACACCUAUGGAGCUCCCAACCAACUGGGAAAGUGGCUAAAGUCAGCUUAUCUCCAAAAUGUGUUGGUAGCAUAGUGAUAAGUGAGCAUGUUUUGAGGCGUGCCGCUAAGCUGAGCUCAGUACAACGUGCUGGGUUUGAUUGCUUCCUUUUGGGAACCCCCAAGAUCACAAACCAAACUGUGUCUGUUUGUGUAGACAGAAUGGACCAUGGCAAGGAGACUAUAUCAGAUGGUAAAAUAGUGAAGGUACCUACGAUGUUGAUACCAGGGGAUAUGAUCUUGCCCACCAAGAUAUUAUCUGAGGAGGACUCAAUGACCUACACCACUGACCAAUACCUUCAUUCUUUCAAUGAAUUAGAAAAAACGUUGAAAAACGGUAGUAACGUGGGAGAGUUGUUGAAAAUGAGGUGCAUUAUAUCGCUAAUGCCAGAUGAUGAUCUGGGUACCCCUCUCAAAGUGACGUGUGAGAUGGUCUACCCUGGAGUAGGGUUUGAAUUGAAACCUGUCGCCCCCCUCCCUUUAGCCUCCACCCCUAUCACUAGAUCUCUCAGUGGGGACCUAGCUGGGGUAACCAAAUCAGGGUAUUUGACACUAGACAGAGCAAGACGAGGAGUCCUGAUUCUUUCUGGUGAUCAAUCUAACAUGACUGAUAGCAUCCUAGUUGGUGGGUGGAUCUCACUUCCUCUCUCCCAUCCCAUCAACUCUGAUCCUUCUUACCCACUGGGUCCUGCUAUCUGGCAACUCCUCCUCAACUAUACCUUCAAUACUUCUCUUAUCAGAGAAGCGCAACCUCCAGCUCCCUUCUUACUCUGUGUCUUGUCUGGUGGCUCAGUUCUGACUUGGGAAUGUUCAGUAAAUCAGCAGCUACCUUCCUUCAGACAUGUCAAAUGUACAAAAUAUGUUGUAGUCCCGGAUACGCAGAUAUCAGACACAACAACUUUCUACCUGGAGAAUGUGCCCUCUGAUAGCAAUGCUAACAAAAUGUUCACCUCUGCUCUCAACACUAUUACUCAUAACAUCUGGGAUAAGCCAGGAGAAGAAGAGGAUCCUGAUGAAUCUGGGCGUGGCAGUACCCACAAUGAUUUAGAACCGAGACCUGCUCCCAGUGCUACUCCCUCUAAAACUCCCUCAGCCCCUCGCCGCUCCCUCUCUCCUCUUUCCAUACUUGGACCCUCCUCCAGUGCGACACUAACUAAAGCUAAUGAUAAUCUUAACAAAUCAAUAUUACACAGCCUACAGUUAAACAACAUAUGUAAUGGAGUUGCAAAUGUAAGAGUGGGAUGUGAUGGUAAAGAGAAUGGGAUGACAGCUGAUAAGACGGAAGAAGAGAACGGUUAUACAGAAGGAGGAGAUAACGGUUUUACAGAAGAUAACGGAGGAGAGAAUGGUUUGACAGAUAAAGCGAACAGUCCCCCGGACCCCACCUACCCGCCCAACUCACUGCUCUCUCCCACCCACUACCCUCCUGGUGCUGCUCCAUUCGACCCUCGCUACAUGUACGCGGGGAGGGGUGACUACACGGGGAGAGGCGACUAUACAGGAAGGAGCGAGUCUGAUAUGUACUCAGCGCAUUCCAGACAGGGAUCAGAUCCUUACAGUGCACCUGGAAUACACAGCCCUAUAUCCCCCUACUAUUACAACCCGUAUAUAGACCCCAUUAGGUACCAGUACCCCUACCCACACUACCCACCUAUGUACCCACAUAAUGUACCUGCCUUCUACCCGCCUAACUAUUCUCCUUCUCGUCGCUCCAAGAAGCUGUCCAAAGAAAAGGGAGAAAAGCUGUCUAAAGAGAAGAGUGCAUUCCGUACACUGGGCCGUGCGUCCCCCAACAAGCGCACAAACCACCGCUCGCCUGACAAGUCCAGUUUUUCUUCUGCUAACAAAUCUGUGUGUUCAACUUCCACUGUCAGUUCUCGUGACUCAACAAAUAACAGUUCACGCUCUAAACGAAGUGGAAGGAGCAGUGCUAAGAAGCAACUCUAUCCUGAGAGUAACAACACUACACGCUCUAUGAAAAGUAGUGCUAGUAGCUCCGUUUCUGAGAGAAGGAAGGAUACUUGCAUCAGAGAUACCAUCGACAAAUCUUCGCGAAGCAGCAGAACAGCUUCAUCUCAGAGCGAGUCUGCGUCGAUUAGCGCUAAAGCAUUAAAAAUGUUGACUUUGCAGAAACGGCAACUGGAUCAUCUACAGCAACAGGUGUCUUUGUUAAUGAAGAACGCACACACGACCACCCAACCUCAAAGUGAAGUAGUAAGUCUGGAUAAGAGUAUAGAGACAAUGAGAAAUCAGAUGGAGAUACUGGAACAGCAAAUAGACAAGGGUGUCUCCAGCUCCACGGAGACUAACGAUAUGUGUGUUGGUACUGGCGAAUCACUGGUUCUCACUGAAAACACAGCAACUGAGAUGACCCAACACCAGUUAAAUGACCAGUCAGCCCAGUGUCCAGUAACUUGGUCGCAUGAUGUGUCACGUGAUACAUCUCUGAGUGAGAGGUGCUGUGAUGGAGGGCCCAGUGAGACUGACUCUACCUCAUUCUACCUGAGAUUUAAGGAAAACGAGGACCCUCACCGCUCUAACGGCUGGGAUUCGUCAGAAAAUCAAAAUGUAAAGUUCUCGCCGGACGAUGUUGUAUCCACCAAAUACCGCGAUCAGUCCAUCUUUCAGCACCCGAAAAUACAAGCCCCCUCUCUUAAUCACUCUAUCUACAACAGCGUGUAUUUUGGGGAGGAGUUUGACAAAUCAUCCUAUCCCAGCUCCAGAUCUGUUGUUAAACCGGAGUACUCUGUCGCGAGCAGGAAGUAUUUAGAGAAACAUCAAUUAGUUUCCCCACCCACCAAGCAUGUAGACAAGAGGAAGAAGGAAAAGAUCGUCUAUAAAAAUGGUAAAAUAAUGCAGCGAAAUAUGGAUCCUGAGUCAGUGGACUUUCAUAGACUUGAACUGAAAUGAGAGAUACAUUCGACCCUGCGAUAUUAUAGUUCGCCAAGAAUCAAGUUAUUGAAAACGAGUAUUGUACAGAAAAUGCUCGUUUUUUCUGCUGAGUUAACUGUUAGGCACGGAUGAUGUUACAUUUCGAAUUUUUGAGUUUCAAUUCAAAACUGGUCUUAGAAUGCUGACACUUUUCAACAUAUUUAUUGUUCAUGCGUGUGAUCAAAAUUUUGAGAACCCCAAGAAUAAAUCAACUGUUAAGAUGGUGAGCAUAAUUGCGAUUUGCAAUUGAUGUUCAAAUACGUUCGCGGCAGCAUGUGAGUAGCAGUGGUAGAGGCCACUUCGUGGGGUAAGAAAGAAGGAGGUUCAGAAACUUGAGGUAGUUUCAAGUUGUAUCAGUUGAAUGAUUUGGGAUAUAAAAGCAAAAAUUUAGUGUCCAUUUUCCUAAAGUGACCUAGAACGGCAGCCUGUCGUCCAAAUAAGUUCCGGUUGGAAUUGAGAAAUCAGUUUCAUGUUGUAUUUGUACUCCUGAGUCAUAGCCUUGUGUUAGAGUUCUCUAAUCUCACAUUCGCAUUUCAAUAAUACACUAUAAGACCCUCCGCUCAAGUCUGAUGAUAUAUAAGUAUAAUUUUAAUCAUUAUAACACUGUUCGGUUUGUUCUAGGUUCGGUCCGCUUGCGCGGCUCCAAAUUUCACUAGUAAAUUGAUUAGAUCCACGCAACCGAACCGUACCUGCUAAAGUUCAGCAUGGCAGUGUACAAUUAUGCAUUGUUGUUCAGGAAAAUUUACGCAGUUUCCAUAAUUUGCAUUUAUUUUAUUUUCAGGAAGCGAUUUAAGUUAAGUUUUAGACUAGGUGACAUAUUGUAGUUACAUGGCUAUGUUAUUUGUAUAAUGCAUUUGUAAUAAUUUUUCUUACAAUA